Molecule: messenger RNA, 8015 nt
Organism: Mus pahari (shrew mouse)
Lineage: Eukaryota; Metazoa; Chordata; Mammalia; Rodentia; Muridae
Gene: Hipk1
Product: homeodomain interacting protein kinase 1
Exons: 16
Coding region: 287-3919 (1210 amino acids)
Biological process (GO): peptidyl-serine phosphorylation; smoothened signaling pathway; peptidyl-threonine phosphorylation
Cellular component (GO): nucleus; PML body; cytoplasm
Molecular function (GO): protein serine/threonine kinase activity; ATP binding; protein tyrosine kinase activity
Source: RefSeq, a predicted model, not a curated record
GGGCCGUGGCCCCGGACCGCAGGGGAGGCCGAGGCGGGAGCGCUCGGCGCUGAGGCGGCGGCGGCGGCGGCGGCGGGAAGGGGCCGGGUGGCAGGGCAGGCGGGAGGCUGGCGAGGCUCCGGCCGCAGGACGGGCGCGGGGACGGCUCCGGGGGGCGGGGGCCGGGGCCCGGGCCGGCUCGUGCGGGGGGUAUGAUGACCCGGCGGCGGGGCCCCGGAUCGCGUCUCCUCCGCCGCCUCCUCGCGGCGGCCCCGACUCGAGGCUGAGAACUACACACACCGGCGGUAUGGCAUCACAGCUGCAGGUGUUUUCGCCCCCAUCAGUGUCGUCGAGUGCCUUCUGCAGUGCAAAGAAACUGAAAAUAGAGCCCUCUGGCUGGGAUGUUUCAGGACAGAGCAGCAACGACAAAUAUUAUACCCACAGCAAAACCCUCCCAGCUACACAAGGGCAAGCCAGCUCCUCUCACCAGGUAGCAAAUUUCAAUAUUCCUGCUUACGACCAGGGCCUCCUCCUCCCAGCUCCUGCGGUGGAGCAUAUUGUGGUAACAGCUGCUGAUAGCUCAGGCAGCGCCGCUACGGCAACCUUCCAAAGCAGCCAGACCCUGACUCACAGGAGCAACGUUUCUUUGCUUGAGCCAUAUCAAAAAUGUGGAUUGAAGAGAAAGAGUGAGGAAGUGGACAGCAACGGUAGCGUGCAGAUCAUAGAAGAACAUCCCCCUCUCAUGCUGCAGAACAGAACCGUGGUGGGUGCUGCUGCCACGACCACCACUGUGACCACCAAGAGUAGCAGUUCCAGCGGAGAAGGGGAUUACCAGCUGGUCCAGCACGAGAUCCUUUGCUCUAUGACCAACAGCUAUGAAGUCCUGGAGUUCCUAGGCCGAGGGACAUUUGGACAGGUGGCAAAGUGCUGGAAGCGGAGCACCAAGGAAAUUGUGGCCAUUAAGAUCUUGAAGAACCACCCCUCCUAUGCCAGACAAGGACAGAUCGAAGUGAGCAUCCUUUCCCGCCUAAGCAGUGAAAACGCUGAUGAGUAUAAUUUCGUCCGUUCUUAUGAGUGUUUUCAGCACAAGAAUCAUACCUGCCUCGUGUUUGAGAUGUUGGAGCAGAACUUGUACGAUUUUCUAAAGCAGAACAAGUUUAGCCCACUGCCACUCAAGUACAUAAGACCAAUCUUGCAGCAGGUGGCCACAGCCCUGAUGAAGCUCAAGAGUCUUGGUCUGAUCCAUGCUGACCUUAAACCUGAGAACAUAAUGCUAGUCGAUCCAGUUCGCCAGCCCUACCGAGUGAAGGUCAUUGACUUUGGUUCUGCUAGUCAUGUUUCCAAAGCCGUGUGUUCCACCUACCUGCAAUCACGCUACUACAGAGCGCCUGAGAUUAUUCUUGGAUUACCAUUCUGUGAAGCUAUUGACAUGUGGUCACUGGGCUGUGUAAUAGCUGAGUUGUUCCUGGGAUGGCCUCUUUAUCCUGGUGCUUCAGAAUACGAUCAGAUUCGUUAUAUUUCACAAACACAAGGCCUGCCAGCUGAGUAUCUUCUCAGUGCCGGAACAAAAACAACCAGGUUUUUCAACAGAGAUCCUAACUUGGGGUACCCACUGUGGAGGCUUAAGACACCUGAAGAACAUGAAUUGGAGACUGGAAUAAAGUCAAAAGAAGCUCGGAAGUACAUUUUUAACUGUUUAGAUGACAUGGCUCAGGUAAAUAUGUCUACAGACUUAGAGGGAACAGAUAUGUUAGCAGAGAAAGCAGAUCGGAGAGAGUAUAUUGAUCUCCUAAAGAAAAUGCUGACGAUUGAUGCAGAUAAGAGAAUCACGCCUCUGAAAACUCUUAACCACCAGUUUGUGACAAUGAAUCACCUCCUGGACUUUCCACACAGUAACCAUGUUAAGUCCUGUUUCCAGAACAUGGAGAUCUGCAAGCGGAGGGUUCACAUGUAUGACACAGUGAGUCAGAUCAAGAGUCCCUUCACUACACAUGUCGCUCCAAAUACAAGCACAAAUCUAACCAUGAGCUUCAGCAACCAGCUCAACACAGUGCACAAUCAGGCCAGUGUUCUGGCUUCCAGCUCUACAGCAGCAGCAGCUACUCUUUCCCUGGCUAAUUCAGAUGUCUCGCUGCUAAACUACCAAUCGGCUCUGUACCCAUCGUCGGCAGCGCCGGUUCCCGGAGUUGCCCAGCAGAGUGUUUCCUUACAACCUGGAACCACCCAGAUCUGCACUCAGACAGAUCCAUUCCAGCAAACGUUUAUAGUAUGCCCACCUGCUUUUCAGACUGGGCUACAAGCAACAACAAAACAUUCUGGGUUCCCUGUGAGGAUGGAUAAUGCUGUGCCAAUCGUACCCCAGGCGCCUGCUGCUCAGCCACUGCAGAUCCAGUCAGGAGUGCUCACACAGGGAAGCUGUACACCACUAAUGGUAGCAACUCUCCACCCUCAAGUAGCCACCAUCACGCCGCAGUAUGCGGUGCCCUUUACCCUGAGCUGCGCAGCAGGCCGGCCGGCGCUGGUUGAACAGACUGCUGCUGUACUGCAAGCCUGGCCCGGAGGAACCCAGCAAAUUCUCCUGCCUUCAGCUUGGCAGCAGCUGCCCGGGGUAGCUCUGCACAACUCUGUCCAGCCUGCUGCAGUGAUUCCAGAGGCCAUGGGGAGCAGCCAACAGCUAGCUGACUGGAGGAAUGCCCACUCUCAUGGCAACCAGUACAGCACUAUCAUGCAACAGCCAUCUUUGCUGACCAACCAUGUGACCUUGGCCACUGCUCAGCCUCUGAAUGUUGGUGUUGCCCAUGUUGUCAGACAACAACAGUCUAGUUCCCUCCCUUCAAAGAAGAAUAAGCAGUCUGCUCCAGCUUCAUCCAAAUCCUCUCUGGAAGUUCUGCCUUCUCAAGUUUAUUCUCUGGUUGGGAGUAGUCCUCUUCGUACCACAUCUUCUUAUAAUUCCCUAGUCCCUGUCCAAGACCAGCAUCAGCCAAUCAUCAUUCCAGAUACUCCCAGCCCUCCUGUGAGUGUCAUCACUAUCCGCAGUGACACUGAUGAAGAAGAGGACAACAAAUACAAGCCCAAUAGCUCGAGCCUGAAGGCGAGGUCUAAUGUCAUCAGUUAUGUCACUGUCAAUGAUUCUCCAGACUCCGACUCCUCCCUGAGCAGCCCAUAUCCCACAGACACUCUGAGUGCUCUGCGGGGCAACAGUGGGACCCUUCUGGAGGGACCUGGUAGACCUGCAGCAGAUGGCGUUGGCACCCGUACUAUCAUUGUACCUCCUUUGAAAACACAGCUUGGCGACUGCACUGUAGCAACACAGGCCUCAGGUCUCCUUAGCACUAAGACCAAGCCAGUGGCCUCAGUGAGUGGGCAGUCAUCUGGAUGCUGUAUCACUCCCACAGGGUACCGGGCUCAACGAGGGGGAACCAGCGCAGUGCAGCCACUCAACCUUAGCCAGAACCAGCAGUCAUCAUCAGCUUCAACCUCGCAGGAGAGAAGCAGCAACCCUGCUCCCCGCAGACAGCAGGCAUUCGUGGCCCCGCUCUCCCAAGCCCCCUACGCCUUCCAGCAUGGCAGCCCAUUGCACUCGACGGGGCACCCACACUUGGCCCCAGCCCCUGCUCACCUGCCAAGCCAGCCUCACCUGUAUACGUACGCUGCCCCCACGUCUGCUGCCGCUCUGGGCUCCACCAGUUCGAUUGCUCAUCUCUUCUCCCCCCAGGGCUCCUCGAGGCAUGCUGCAGCUUACACCACACACCCUAGCACUCUGGUGCAUCAGGUUCCUGUCAGUGUCGGGCCCAGCCUCCUCACUUCUGCCAGCGUGGCCCCUGCUCAGUACCAACACCAGUUUGCCACUCAGUCCUACAUCGGGUCUUCCCGCGGCUCAACAAUUUACACUGGAUACCCGCUGAGUCCUACCAAGAUCAGUCAGUAUUCUUAUUUGUAGUUGAUGAGCAUGAGGGGGGCUCUGUGGCUGCCUGCUACUAGCCCUGAGUUCUUAAUGGGUUCUGGAGAGUGCCUCCAUUAUUAUCUCCUCUUGAAAGUUCCUAGCCAGCAGCUCGUUCUGCAGGGGCCCACUGAAGCAGAAGGCUUUUCUCUGGGGAACAGCUCUCAGUGUUGACUGCAUUGUUGUAGUCUCCCAAGUCUGCCCUAUUUUUUAAUUCUUUAUUCUUGUGACAGCAUUUUUGGACGUUGGAAGAGCUCAGAAGCCCAUCUUCUGCAGUUACCAAGGAAGAAAGAUCGUUCUGAAGUUACCCUCUGUCAUACAUUUGGUCUAUUUGACUUGGUUUCUAUAAAUGUUUUUAAAAAGAAGUAAAGUUCUUCUUUACGAGGGGAAAUGCUGACUUGAAAUCCUGUAACAGAUGAGAAAGAGUCAUUACUUUUUGUUUGUUUAAAAAACUAAAACACAAGGCUCCCUUGCCUUUUAUUUUGAAAGCAGCUUACGAAAGGCUGUGCUUAUGGCGCAUCGAAACUUAGAGUGAUUUCAUGUUGGUGUCGUGCUAUCCGUACUGGGCAGCUGUUAGUUUUAGUAAACCGAGUACUGAAACCUGUGCAGCUGCUGCUGUGCUCCCUACAGAGCAGCACUGAGCAAACAGGCAGCUGGCGCUGCUGGUGAGGUAAGGGUGAGGACUGUGCCCACCAGGAGUCAUUCUAAAUGAAGACCAUGAAUUCAGGUCCUCCUCCCCUCUCUAGUUUAACUUAAAUUCUCCUAAUAGAAAAGCCAGUGAGGUGGUAAGUGUAUGGUGGUGGUUGGCAUACAAUAGUAUGCAAAAGCUCUCUCUAGAAUGAGAUACUGGCACUGAUAAACAUUGCCUAAGAUUUCUAUGAAUUUUCAGUAAUACACUUCUGUGUUUUCCUCAUCUCUCCCUUCUGUUUCAUGUGACUUAUUUGAGGGGAAAACUAAAGAAACUAAAACCAGAUAAGUUGUGUAUAGCUUUUAUACUUUAAAGUAGCUUCCUUUGUAUGCCAACAGCAAUGAAUGCUCUCUUACUAAGACUUAUAUAAUAAGUGCAUGUAGGAAUUGCAGAAAAUAUUUUAAAAGUUUAUUACUGAAUUUAAAAAUAUUUUAGAAGUUUUGUAAUGGUGGUGUUUUAAUAUUUUGCAUAAUUAAAUAUGUACAUAUUGAUUAGAAGAAAUAUAACAAUUUUUCCUCUAACCCAAAAUGUUCUUUGUAAUCAAAUGUGUAGUGAUUACACUUGAAUCGUGUAUUUAGUGUGUAUCUGAUCCUUCAGUGUUACCCCGGAGAUGGAUUAUGUCUCCAUUGUAUUUAAACCAAAAUGAACUGAUACUUGUCGGAAUGUGUGUGAACUAAUUGCAAUUCUCUUAGAGCAUAUUACUGUAGUGCUGAGUGAGCAGGGGCGUUGCCUGCAGAGAGGAGGCCUUGGGAUUGUUUUGCACAGGUGUGUCUGGUGAGGAGUUGUUCCGUGUGUGUCUUUUCCGCCUCUCCUCUCUUCCCUCAUUGUAGUGCCUUAUAUGAUAAUGUAGUGGUUGAUAGAGUUUACAGUGAGCUUGCCUUAGGAUGACCAGCAAGCCCCAGUGGACCCCAAGCUGUUCGCUGGGAUUUAACAGAACAGGUUUAGUAGCUGUGUUGUGUCAAUGCGUUGUUCUCAGUCUCCCUACCGACAGUGACAAGUCAGAGCAGCAGUUUUCCUCCUUUACUGCCACCUCUGUCCCGUUCCAUUUUGGAUCUUCAGCUCAGUUCUCACAGAAGCAUUCCCCAAUGUGGCUCUCUCACUGUGCCUUGCUACCUGGCUUCUGUGAGAGAGUUCAGGAAGCAGGCGAGAACAGUGAAGCCAGUGCUAAAGAUGCAUAUUUGAAGGUUUCUGCAAUCACUUAGGGUGGGAUUCCUUUUCUCUCUUCCAUGUGAUAGUCCUUUCUGUGCAUAGUUGUUGUUGUUACUGGUAAACUUUGCUUGUUUUGUUUUGUUUUUUUAAAAGCAUGUAACAGAUGUGUUUAUACCAAAGAGCCUGUUGUAUUGCUUAAUUUGUCCCCAUACUACGAGAAGGGUUUUGUAGAACUACUGGUGACAAGAAGCUCACAGAAAGGUUUCUUUAAUUAGUGAUGAAUAUGAAAAAGAAAGCAAAACCUCUUAGGUUUCUUUGUGACAACAUGUUGUUCUUGGGGCCCUUCACACUGUGAAAUGGUCCUAGUAUUCAACCCCUCCAUGGAUUUGGGUCAAGUUGAAGGUACUAGGGGUGCGGACAUUCUUGCCCAUGAGGGAUUUGUGGGGAGAAGGUUAACCCUAAGCUACAGAUGUGAUCCACCUGAAUUGAAAAUUAUAUCUGAGUGGUAAUUCUAGGAUUGGUUCUGUAUAGAGAUGGUGUCAGGGAGGUGCAGGAUGGAGGUGGGAGAUUUCAUGGAAUCUGGUCAGGAAAGCUCUGAACCAGGUGAAACACCGAGGGGCUGUCAACGAACUUGGAGUUUCUUCAUCGUGGGGAGGAAGGGUUUCCAGGGCGGGGCAGGUAGUCAAUUUAACCUGCCAGCAAUGAGGUGUGUUGUCUUUUCUUUAAUCAUUAUAUUAAGCUGUGCGUUCAGCAAUCUGUUGGUUGAGAUUACCACGCAUCAUUGUGUAGUUUGUCACUAGUGUUAUACUGUUUACGUCAAUUUGUGUGUGAUCUUUGUGUUUCCUUUCCCCCAAGCAUUCUGGGUUUUUCAUAUUUAAAUACAGUUCUAGUUUCUAGUCAAACUUUUUUUUUUUUAACCUUUUCUCUACAAGGGACAAGAUUUAUUGUUUUUGUAGGCAUGAGAUGCAGGGAAAACACCAACCAACCCUGCCCCCGCCCCCUAACCUCAUCCAAUAAGCAGUUAUGGAAGAUGGGGGUCUUAAAUUCAUGGGAAAGAGGAUGUCUAGGAGUUUGCAUCGUUACCUGAGACAUCUGGCUAGCAGUGUGACUUUACAGACUUUGAGGUUGUCACUCUGCAAACUGACAUUUCAGAUUUUCCUAGAUAACCCAUCUGUGUCUGCUGAAUGUGUAUGCGCCAGGCAUAGUUUUACAUUCAUUCUGUCCUGGGGCUUAACAUUGACUGCCUGCCCUGAUGGCAUGGAGGAAAGCCCUAUGAACACGCUGAGCAGGGUCAGCAUUGCCUGACCUUGGAACAGCUUAAGGCUUUAAACCUUCUCUUAGAACUUGCAUUUCCAGUUUCUCCCUUCCCAGGUGAGAGAGGAACUGGACAGGGUUGCACAGGCAUACACCAGGACACUUAGUCACUCCAGAGUCCCCGUUGCAACUAGGAGGUGGUUACCCUGUUAACCCCAGGAAGAAGAACCCCAUUUCAAACAGUUCUGACCAUUCAGAGCCUGCUUUUGUGGUUGCUCAUCCAUCAUCCUCUGCUAGAGGGGCUUAGCCAGGCCAGCACAGUAAUGUCUGUUCUAUUCUGCAUUAGUAUGCAGGAAUCUACUAGUUGAGAUGGUUUGUUUAAGGAUAGGAGAUGAAAUUGCCUCUCGGUGACAGGAAUGGCCAAGCCUGCUUUGUGUUUUGACUUUUUUUAACUGAUGGAUGGUGCAGCAUGUCUCCACGUUUCCAUGGUUGUUUGUUGCUAAACUUUAUAUAAUGUGUGGUUUCAAUUCAGCUUGAAAAAUAAUCUCACUAUAUGUAGCAGUACAUUAUAUGUACAUUAUAUGUAAUGUUAGUAUUUCUGCUUUGAAUCCUUGAUAUUGCAAUGAAAUUCCUACUUUAUUAAAUGUAUUUGAUAUGCUAGUUCCUGUGUGUGGUUAAACUUUUUUUCUUUCUCCCUUUUCUGGUUGUGUGCUUCCUUUACAACAAGCUUCUAGAAACAGGUAGUUCUGAGAAUUACUGAUCUAUGUUUGUAAUGCAGGUGUACUUAGGGAGUAUGUAAAAUAAUCAUUUUAACAAAAGAAAUAGCUAUUUAAAAUUUAAUACUAACUAUGGGAAAAGGGUCCAUUGUGUAAAACAUAGUUUAUCUUUGGAUUCGUUGUUGUCUUUGGUUUUACAAAGUAGCUUGUAUUUUCAGUAUUUUCUACAUAAUAUGGUAAAAAAGUAGAGCAAUUGCAAUGCAUCAAUAAAAUGGGUAAAUUUUCUGAC